AGAUUAAUGGGACCAAAAGGGCACCGGACAUCAUUUAUCAGCGUCUGUGCAAAUACGACCAAGCAGCUAGAGAGUAAAUGCGUGAUUCCGAUCGUCACUAUAUCUAUACUGCUCCGGUUCCAGGCACCGCCCAGGCAGCUCCGAAAGUCGUGUUAUCUCCGUGCGCCCAUUUUACUGGCCAAACUACCGCACCGCAACGUUGCACACACGCAAAGUCGACGCGUCGCGCUAGACCUUUACAAAUCACAAACGGCCAUAUUUUUAUAGUUACGGCUGACUGCAGAGAUCGGACUAAGCAGUGUCCUGCGAAAAUCGCAUAGACGUGCAUGAAGUCACAACUAGCUAUACGUGGCAACAUAGCUUGAUACUACAUAGCACAUUUCGUAGCGCACUGAUAUACGGAGAUCUUAGAUAUCCGCAGACUGUGGGAUCAUGUCGCAUAGCUGGCUCUACAGCGGUGAGAAGGCGUUCGUACUGGACGUAACGGCCGUGUUAAUACUACUCGUCAUCUUCCUGCUGACAGUGCGUUGGCUCAGCUUCCCCAAGAACCUACCGCCAGGACCGUUAGGCUUACCCCUAGUCGGCUACCUGCCGUUUCUCACUAAUCAUCCUUACCUGAAGUUCACAGAGCUAAGUAAAAAGUAUGGAUCGGUCUUCACCGUCUGGUUCGGCUCGCUUCCGGUGAUUAUUGUGAGCGGAUAUGACGCGGUGUACGAGGCCUUCGCUACGCGUGAACACGACUUCAUGGAGAGACCUCAUCUAACAAUUCCACGCAAACUCUUCGGAUACGAUGGUCUGAUCUUCGGUGCCUACGGGGAGCGAUGGAAGAACACACGUAAAUUCACCAUGACGGCGCUGCGAGACUUCGGCGUCGGCAAGGCAACGCUAGAAGAACGCAUCAUAGCGGAGCUGGAGGCGGUCACUGAGGAGUUGGAUCUUACGAAGGGAGCGCCCUUCAACCCAAGGCGCAUCAUGAAGCAGGCUGCUUCAAACGUCAUCUGCUCCAUUAACUUUGGAGACAGAUUCGAGUACAGCGACAAGAGGUUUCAGCACUUGAUGAAUUUGACCGAUGAGCUCUUCUCGAUGAGAAUUAUAACGAACGCGGUUAACGUGAUGCCAAUCCUACGCUUCAUCCCCAACGGCAUACUACCAAAGGCCCUCGCCAUUAUGAAGGACAUCCGCAAAUUCACGCAAGAGGUCGUUGAUGAGCACAGAUUGACGUUUGACCCCAAUGCCAUACGAGACUUCGUGGACUAUUACCUAUUGGCACAGCAGGAGAGCGCUCAGGUGGAUAGUGCUGGCACCAUUAUCAAGGGCGUUCAUCUGGACAGCUUGAGCGAUAGUCAUCUAUUUCCAAAUAAUGAUCGACUUAUUCAACGCUGGGACGAGACGACAGCGAACCAGUCUCGGCUGCCGUUUGUUUCCUCAUACCUGCUGAAACAUCCAGGACGUGCAGCGAAAGGUGCAACAGGAGAUUGAUACGGUAAUCGGACAUGCACCGGCGCGGCCAUCUUGGAAGGAAACCGCGACAGCCUCCCUUACACGCACGCCAUGAAUCGUGGAGACGUGCAGCGACACGGCUAACCAU
Molecule: messenger RNA, 1588 nt
Organism: Priapulus caudatus
Lineage: Eukaryota; Metazoa; Priapulida; Priapulimorpha; Priapulimorphida; Priapulidae
Product: cytochrome P450 2J3-like
Exons: 8
Coding region: 433-1479 (348 amino acids)
Biological process (GO): xenobiotic metabolic process
Cellular component (GO): cytoplasm; intracellular membrane-bounded organelle
Molecular function (GO): oxidoreductase activity, acting on paired donors, with incorporation or reduction of molecular oxygen, reduced flavin or flavoprotein as one donor, and incorporation of one atom of oxygen; heme binding; iron ion binding
Source: RefSeq, a predicted model, not a curated record